UGUGUUCUUUUUGCCAUUAUGAUAACAUUACAUGACACAUACUUGCUUGCAGAAAUUGCUGUGAGUCCUAACAACACUGUGGUAAACAUCUAUGAGAAGAAAGGCGAAGACUGGGUUAAGAUCCACGAGCUGACUGAGCACAGUGGACAAAUCACAGGUAUUGAUUGGGCACCGGUGUCCAACCGUAUUGUGACCUGUGCCUCUGAUCGGAAUGCCUAUGUGUGGACACUAAAAGAUGGUGUGUGGAAGCCCACACUGGUCCUGGUGCGCAUCAACCGUGCAGCCACCUGUGUGAAAUGGUCCCCACAGGAGAACAAGUUUGCUCUGGGCAGUGGAGCUCGGCUUAUCUCUGUCUGCUACUUUGAGAAGGAGAAUGACUGGUGGCUGAGCAAGCACAUUAAGAAGUCCAUCCGUUCCACAGUUCUGAGUCUGGACUGGCAUCCCAACAACGUCCUGCUGGCAGCUGGCUCUGCAGAUCUUCACUGUAGAGUUUUCUCAGCCUACAUCAAGGACAUCGAGGACAAGCCCGGCCCCACACCUUGGGGGGCCAAGAUGCCUUUUGGGGAGUUGCUGCUGGAGCAUAAAGACUGUGGUGGGUGGGUGCACAGCGUCUCCUUCUCCGCUAGUGGGGACCAGUUGGCCUGGGUGGCCCACAACAGCAGCAUCACUGUGAUUGAUGCUGCACAGGGGAAGGAGGUAACCCAGCUGACCACAGAGCUUCUGCCGCUGCUGAGCGUCCUUUUUGUCAGCCCUACGGAGAUUGUUGCUGCGGGCCACGGUUGUUGCCCCUACCAGUUCUCCUAUAGAGGUCCAGGUGCCCUGGAGUUUGUGAAGAAGCUGGAUGUCCCAAAGCAGACAUCCAAAGGCAGUUUGUCAGCCAUGCAGCACUUCCGCAACUUGGACAAGAAGGCCACUGAGGAGGACAGCAACGAAGUAGAAGCUCUUCAUCAGAACAGCAUAAUGCAGCUGUGUAUUGUAUCAGGGGUGGAAGCCAAAGUGGAGAGCUACAGCAGUGUAGGUCUGGAUGGAGCCAUGGUAAUCUGGGACUUUAAGCACUGAAUCAACACAGCUUUCAUUAUUUCUGAAGCAUCAACAAAACCAAAUAGAUUAUUUCCUACAAACAGACCAUCUGCUUGUUCAUUGUUGUUGCUUUGAAGAACUGGAAAACACCAGGA
Messenger RNA from Girardinichthys multiradiatus, 1175 nucleotides. RefSeq names its product actin-related protein 2/3 complex subunit 1A-A-like. Gene Ontology annotation, cellular component: actin cytoskeleton; Arp2/3 protein complex. The transcript is spliced from 8 exons. Bases 19 to 1059 code for a protein of 346 amino acids. The record is from RefSeq and is a predicted model, not a curated record. Gene Ontology annotation, biological process: Arp2/3 complex-mediated actin nucleation. Gene Ontology annotation, molecular function: actin filament binding. NCBI's taxonomy places the organism in Eukaryota, Metazoa, Chordata, Actinopteri, Cyprinodontiformes, Goodeidae.